AUGACUGGGUGGACGUUGCGUAUCUUGAUUGCCAUACUGGAGAAUCUUUCUAUGAUUGCUCGAAGGGGUUCAGCGUCCCCUUGCCUAAACUUAGCAACGCCACUGUUGAGGAGAUUCCAGGGUAAUUCUUUUGAAGGCCCAAUACCGUUGUCAUUUUCCAAUUUGACUUCUUUGAUAGAGUUGAGAAUAAGCUGUUUAUUAAAUGGGAGCUCUUCAAAGCUGGCAUUUUUGAGGAAUUUGAAGUCUUUGAAUAUUUUAGAACUGAGGAAUAAUAAUAUUUCUGAUUCAAUGCCAUCGUUUAUCGGACAUUUGCAAGAUUUAACCCAGUUGGAUUUAAGCUUCAAUAAUAUCACAGGACACAUUCCGGACUCAAUUUUCAAUCUGGGUUCACUUUCUUACUUGUUUCUUGGAAACAACAAACUCAGUGGUACCCUUCCUACCCAGAAAAGUGAGUUUCUUCUCAACAUAGACUUGUCAUACAAUAAUUUAUCAGGGACUCUUCCUUCUUGGGUAAACCAACAAAAUUUACAACUCAAUUUAGUUGCCAACAAAUUGACAAUAGAGAAUUCAAAUGGCAGAUUACCUUCUGGACUCGACUGUUUACAAAAAAAUUUCCCUUGCAACCGUGGUAUUGGAAGAUAUUAUGAUUUUGCAAUAAAGUGUGGUGGUCCUCAAAUUACUUCUUCAAAUGGAAUUGUGUUUGAAAUGGACAACCAAACACUAAGUCCAGCUACCUACUUUGUUAGUGAUACAAAGAGAUGGGGUGUUAGUAAUGUAGGAUUAUUCACUGGGAGCAACAACCCUCAUUACAAAAGUUCUAUUUCUAAUCAGUUCACUAACAUUGUGGAUCCAGAGCUCUUCCAGACAGCUCGAAUCUCUGCUUCAUCACUUCGAUAUUAUGGCCUAGGGCUGGAAAAUGGUUUCUACAACAUCACCCUCCAAUUUGCAGAAAUAACUAUUUUGGAUAAUUCGGAAUGGAAAAGUCUUGGGAGAAGAAUCUUUGAUAUUUAUAUUCAGGGGAGUCUUGUUUUAAAGGACUUUGAUAUAAAAAGGGAGGCUGGGGGCAUCUCUUUCAGUGCUGUCCAAAAGAAAUUUAGAAUUGAAGUGUUAGAAAAUUAUGUAGAGAUCCAUCUCUUUUGGGCUGGAAAAGGGACUUGCUGCAUACCAGCUCAAGGUACUUAUGGUCCCUUGAUUUCAGCCAUUAGUGCUAUCCCAGAUUUCACGCCUACUGUUAGUAACAAACCUCCAAGUAGUAAAAGGAAUAAUGUUGGUGUAAUCGUGGGAACAGUUGUUGGAGUUGUAAGCUUUCUAUUUGUUCUUGCAAUCUUCUAUAUCAUUCGUAAACGAAAACACCAUGACGAUAAUGAAGAGCUUCUAGAUAUUGACACAAAGCCAUACAUUUUUAAUUAUUCUGAGUUAAAGAAUGCUACUGAUGACUUUAAUCUUGAUAACAAGCUUGGAGAAGGAGGUUUUGGGCCUGUUUAUAAGGGGACACUUAAUGAUGGAAGAGUUAUUGCUGUGAAACAACUAUCUGUACAAUCCAAUCAAGGAAAGAGUCAAUUCAUAACUGAGAUUGCCAUUAUCUCUACUGUGCAACAUCGUAAUCUUGUAAAAUUACAUGGAUGUUGCAUUGAAAGAAAUAAAAGACUUCUAGUCUAUGAGUAUCUUGAAAAUAGGAGUCUUGAUAAAGCAUUAUUUGGAAUUUGUUUAAAUCUCAAUUGGUCUACACGUUAUGAUAUAUGCUUGGGUGUAGCGAGAGGUUUAACUUAUCUACAUGAAGAAUCUCGAGUCCGUAUUGUACAUCGUGAUGUGAAGUCUAGUAAUAUUCUUCUUGAUCAUGAGCAUAUUCCAAAAAUAUCUGAUUUUGGUUUGGCAAAAUUAUAUGAUGACAAAAUGACCCAUAUAAGCACUCGCGUGGCUGGGACAAUUGGAUAUCUUGCCCCGGAAUAUGCCAUGCGUGGACAUCUAACAGAAAAAGUUGAUGUAUUUUCCUUUGGUGUCGUGCUUUUGGAGAUAGUUAGUGGAAGGUCAAAUUCUGAUUCAAGUUUGGAAGGAGAUAAGAUGUAUCUUCUGGAAUGGGCCUGGCAUCUACACGAAAACAACAAUGUACUUGAUCUUGUAGAUCCUAGAUUAUCUGAUUUUAAUGAGGAAGAAGUAAAACAAGUUGUGAGAAUAGGUCUCAUGUGCACUCAAACAUCACCAACAUUACGACCAUCAAUGUCCCGUGUGGUAGCAAUGCUUUUAGGAGAUAUUGAAGUGAACACUGUAACAUCGAGGCCUGGAUACUUGACUGAUUGGAAAUUUGAUGAUGUUACUAGCUUCAUGACUGAGGUUGCAACCAAAGGAUCAAACACAAGUUUUUUCAAUUCUUCAGCAAGUACCAGCAUAGUGGGUGGUGCAAAAAUUGAUGAUUCUCAACCUAUCCUUCGUGAGAAUCUAAGUGGAGGUAGGUAAAUAGUGGUGUAUUAGUGCUUCAGAAUGAGUGUACAACAAUAAUGGAAAUGACAAUGUACUUCAAAAAUUGUGUUUCCUUCUUUUACUUUUCAUGUUCUUUUCCCUUUGUUGUA
This is a messenger RNA of Cajanus cajan (pigeon pea), 2567 nucleotides long. Lineage: Eukaryota; Viridiplantae; Streptophyta; Magnoliopsida; Fabales; Fabaceae. The record is from RefSeq and is a predicted model, not a curated record.